ACUGCUUCUGCUUUUGAAAAAUGUGGACGCUGGACGGCAAUAUUUUAGGUUAUUUGGGUUCUGCAAUACUUUAGUAUUAUUUUAAAUAAUUCACUAUAGUAAUAUUUAUUUUUUGAAUUCACUUUUGUAAGUCUUCAUGAUUUGAAACUAGCAAUUUGAAAAAUUGUGUCACUUGAAUAAAGCUUUGGCUUUUACCAUAGGUCUACACUUGAGUAAAAUUUAUGUAGCCUAAAGAAAAAUCUCUAGAAUGAAUUUACUAUAGGAACAAUAAUUAAUGAUAAGUAACGGAUCCUAAAAAUGGCUGUAAGAUUGAUUGGAGAAGUUGCAGAAUCGCUUCUGUACUCUGGUGCAAUGCGGCCUUCAAGUCUCAUAGCUCAUGCUAGAUUUAGAGUUAUGUGUAAAAACAGAACAUUGAAUCAAAAAAUGCAAUUUCGGGAUGCUCUGAAGGACUUCUGUUCUCAAAGACAUCGAUUUUUACCAAACGAAUGUUUAUUUCCUAGUGCAAUUACUAAUUUAUGUACAACAAAAACUUUAAUUAGAAGUUAUAGAAAUAUUUAUACCUGCCAGAAUUUGUGCUAUUCAACAUGUACUCUGCGAACACUUUCUGUGGGAUUUGAACCUUUCAAUUCAAGUGAAGCAAAUGUAUCAAGGUUUUAUAGUAGUAGUAAUGAUAAUCAAAAUACUGGCUCAACAAAGGAUCUAAUUGGCAGAGACUUGGGAGUCAAGAGGAAGGAGUUUGUCAAUAAUGUUUUAAAAAAUAACAAGAAAAAGAUGAGACUGACUAAAAUUAAACUACAGAAAAGUGGGAAGAUUAUUUUAAAAGAUAUUAAAGAAUCCAAAUCGAAGAUGAAAGAGAAAAUGGAGGAAAUAAUUGAGAGGGAAAAUAUUUGGACAAUACCCAACAUGCUAACAGUCCUCAGAAUAGCCAUGUCUCCAUAUCUGGGCUACCUAAUUUGUCAAACAAACUACGAACUUGCUUUGGGGUUGGUGAUAUUCGCAGGAUUCACAGAUUUCCUAGAUGGAAUCAUAGCUCGUUCAUUCAAGAAUCAAGCAUCGAAGCUUGGAAGUUUCUUGGACCCAAUGGCUGAUAAAAUACUGAUAGCUACAUUAUUCCUGACACUGACAAUCACUGGCAACAUUCCUGUUCCCUUGACUGCAUUGAUAGUAGCGAGAGAUACAUUACUGGUUGGAGCUGGAUUCUAUAUUCGAUAUCAAUCUCUUCCUCCUCCUAAAACUUUGAGCAGAUAUUUGGAUGUCUCACAUGCAACAGCUGAACUGGCUCCAACCCGGCUUAGUAAAAUAAAUACAACAAUUCAACUCUGCACGGUUUUCUCAACUUUAGCUGCAGCUUCCUUCGGAUAUUUGGAACAUCCCGUCAUUCACGGAUUAUUUUGGUUGACGGCAGGUACAACAAUAGCUUCAGCUAUUAGCUACAUUAUUUCAAAGGAUACCUACAAAAUUCUCAAGAGAAAAAAAUGAAAACGUUUAGAUUAUAAGGUGAGAUAAAUAAGAUCUACCAAUUAGGUUUAGGCAAUUGGAGUGUAUUUAGUGAACGACAGAUUUUAAUAAUAAAAAUCUCAACACAUAUAGAAUUUGUAAUAUUCUGAAGAUAUCAGCAAAUUUGAAAAUGUUAUAUAUUUAUCCAGCUCAUACUCCUGUGAUGGAACAAGCUUUAGAAUACUACAACUAGUCUAUCGUUGAUGAUUUGUUGAUUUCAAUUUUGUAUGAUAAGAAAAACACUUGAAGCAG
Nilaparvata lugens (brown planthopper) is the source of this 1749-nucleotide messenger RNA. Its product is annotated as probable cardiolipin synthase (CMP-forming). Gene Ontology annotation, molecular function: cardiolipin synthase activity; CDP-diacylglycerol-glycerol-3-phosphate 3-phosphatidyltransferase activity. Gene Ontology annotation, biological process: cardiolipin biosynthetic process. Gene Ontology annotation, cellular component: mitochondrion; membrane. The transcript has 7 exons. The coding region runs from base 298 to 1479 and encodes 393 amino acids. The record is from RefSeq and is a predicted model, not a curated record. NCBI's taxonomy places the organism in Eukaryota, Metazoa, Arthropoda, Insecta, Hemiptera, Delphacidae.